GAUAAACACCCUCAACCACUAACACUUCUUUUUUCUUUCCAUUGGCUGGAUUUUUUUAUUUGUUUUCAUUUCAAAUUCAUUGAGGCUAUGAAAUCAGUUAUUUGAUAGCUUUGGUGACAUGUAUGACUUAUAUGAAGGGGGAAUUAAGCUGCCUACAUAUAUACUGAAUAAAAUUAAUCCUUUACCAGUGUUAAAGGAAGUCUUCAGAACUGAUGGUGAACAAUUCCUCAAGUUUCCACCUGCUAAAGUGAUUCAAGAUUGGAAUACUGAUGAAGAAUUUGCAAGAGAGAUCAUUGCUGGUGUAAAUCCUGGUUUAGAUCACAUCCUUCAAGAGUUUCCUCCAAAAAGUAAGCUAGACAGUGAAGUCUAUGGGGAUCGUACAAGAACAAUAACCAAAGAACAAAUAGAGCUUAACUUAGAUGGGCUCACUGCAGAUCAGUCGCUCAAGUAA
Lotus japonicus is the source of this 451-nucleotide messenger RNA. Its product is annotated as seed linoleate 9S-lipoxygenase-3-like. Bases 119 to 451 code for a protein of 110 amino acids. Gene Ontology annotation, biological process: lipid oxidation. The record is from RefSeq and is a predicted model, not a curated record. Gene Ontology annotation, molecular function: metal ion binding; oxidoreductase activity, acting on single donors with incorporation of molecular oxygen, incorporation of two atoms of oxygen. The transcript is spliced from 4 exons. NCBI's taxonomy places the organism in Eukaryota, Viridiplantae, Streptophyta, Magnoliopsida, Fabales, Fabaceae.